AUGGACAUUCACCGGUGUCGCUUUGUCCCGUACCCGCCGCACUCGAUCAACGCGCUCGCUUUCUCUCAUUCUUCCGAUCCCAAAAGGACAGCACCCUCCGACCUCCGUCUUGCAGUCGGUCGUAACAAUGGCGACAUCGAGCUAUGGAACCCUAGAAACGGCCUAUGGGUCCAAGAGACAAUCAUUAGAGGAAGCAAAGAUGCCACAAUCGAGCAAUUAGCCUGGACUCAGGACAUAGUUGUUGACGACAAUGUCGAUGGAGUCAAACUCUCACAAGGACCACUACGUUUGUUCAGCAUUGCGGGGACAAGUUCGGUCACAGAAUGGGAUUUGAACACCGGAUCCGUCAAAAGACGCGCAGAGGGAAAUACUGGGGAUAUUUGGUGCUUUGCAGCGCAACCGCAGAUCGAACGUGUGAAAAAUGUGGACACACUUCCAGAUGGAGCGGCUUCCCAGCUCCUCGCGGCAGGAUGCUCCAACGGCACCGUUGUGCUUUUCUCUACCGAGGAUGAUGAAUUGCGCUAUCUUCGAACACUUUUAGCGCCGCCUGUGCGAAAACCGAAAGCCCUGAGCAUUACGUGGCGGGAUCGCCAUACAGUGGUUGUCGGCUACGAAGACAGCACAAUACGGGUGAUUGAUGUACCCAGCAGGAAGAUUCUUCGCAACAUGAGCUUGGGUAAACCUGUUGAUGGUAAUCACUCCGUCGUCUGGACUGUAAAGUGUCUCCCUGACGGGUCAAUCGUGUCUGGAGAUUCUUCUGGCGAGUUGAAGAUAUGGGACCCGAAGAACUAUUCUUUGAUUCAAAGGGUGAAGAGCCAUAAGGCAGAUAUACUUGAUAUUGCCGUUAGUCCGUCCGGGGAUACGAUCUUCUCGCUCGGCGUGGACAGGAGAACCGUCACCUACAAGCCCGUUGCCACUUUACCGGGAACCAAGAAGACGAGAUGGGCGGAAGUUGCUCAUCGGCGAUAUCACCAACACGAUGUCAAAUGCUCGGCGAGCUUCGAAAGCAAAGAAUUGAGUGUCCUAGUAUCUGGUGGUAUGGACGCCAGACCGGUCGUCAUCCCAAUUCGACGAUCACACUCGGAAUUGCAUCGCACGCUUCCUCAUCUACCACAAAAGCCGCCCAUGUCCUCUUCUCCGACGGCCAGGCUUUUCAUUUCCUGGUGGGAUCGCGAGAUUAUGGUCUACCACGUUCGGAAACAGAAAGGUCCCGGCACCAAUUUCGACGUUGACCCUUCCGAUGAUUCGGCUUACGAGACUCUUGCCCGACUAGUCAUGCAAGGUGACGAAAACCUCCACGACGCCAAAGUCUCGGAAGACGGCAAAUUCAUUGUCGCGGCCACCAGCAGCAGUGUUAAGUUAUUCCAGUUGCGAAAGACCCAAGUAUCUGGACGGCCGUGUCUUCGCACAAGGCAGAUUGACCUACCCCCGGCGAUCUCUCGCUUGGGCUCCAGGUGUGCAGGCUUCUCUCCCGAUUCGAAAUGGUUAUACAUGGUCAGAAAGGACAAUACCGUUGUCCUGGCGAAAAUAUUGGUUCCUGAGGACCACCAAAAGGAACGCCCUACGAUUCAUGAAAAAACUGUCAGACUUUAUCGCUCGCCACGGAAGACACAGCCGUCCGCUCUGGGUUUGUAUCAUCAGACUAUUACGCAGGUCGCGUUUUCGAACGACAGCCGGGUGCUUGCAGUGGGAGACCUGUCAGGCGCGGUUGACGUGUGGAUCCUCGAGGGUCACGAAGACCUAGACUACGUCGAGGCCGCUUCUGAGAGCGAUUCGGACGACAAGCCCACAAACGCCUCGGUGGCCUCAUCAUCGUCCUCGUCGUCUUCGGGAGAGGAAGAAGACGAAUCUCCCGUGGUCCACGGUCAGAAAUGGGUUCGCAACCCCGCCGGUUCACAAUUUCCUCAGCUUGACUCGUCGAUUCUGAUCCUCACCUUCCGCCCUUCACCUAUCAACAAGACGAUAAACCCGGCCAACGGCAACUUGGGCCUCCAUGCGACAAGACACACUCCACACCCGGUCUCGCCUGAACUUCCGGCCACCGAUCACAAACUCAUCGCCGUCACCGCCACACAUCAGCUGGUCGAGUUCGAUGUGCUGACCUCCAAAUUAAGCGACUGGUCUAGACGCAAUCCUUCAAAGUUUCUCCCUCUCGAAUUCACGCGACUCAAAGACCGGGUAGUGGGGUGCUUCUGGGACUCUAACAACCGAGAAAAGAGGGGCGAGAGACUCUGGCUGUACGGUACCACGUGGGUUUUCAUGUUCGACGUUUCGCAGGAUCUUCCACCCCAUGGGUCGACAAGCACCGCCGCUGCCAACGGUACCAGUACAUCAGCCACCAGCCAUGAAAAGAAAGGCAAGUUAGGCGACUACGAUGUCUUGGAACCCGUAGACGGCAACGAUGACACCGACGCCCGAAGGAAGCGGUCAGCCCAGCGCCAAGUUUCCGGCAACACUAAGGACAGCCUCAGCAAGAAGCGGAAACGCAACACCGGCGCCGGCGACGUGAUCCCCGAACGCGAACGCCAGAGCGGCGUGGGGAGCUCAAUGCUCAAGUUCAAAAAUGAGGGGGACGAUGUGCAGAUGAUCGAUAUCGAUGCGGGUCCGGCCGACGCCGACGACGGUGAUUUCGACGAGACGAACGGCAAUGAUGAUGAUGAAGACGAUGCUCUUGCACUACUGCGGAGGAACGGGGAAAAGGAAACCGAGAACGGCGCAAUGGAUUCAGCCAGUAUCGACUCACGACCAGCUCAUUGGCAUACCUUUUCAUAUCGCUCCAUCCUGGGCAUCUCGGUGAUCGGUGCCGGUGCAGCUGACGGCCCCACGGUUUCCGACGAUCACGACCUCUCUGCCACGACCGCCGAGGAUAACAUUGAAGUCGUCAUCGUAGAGCGAUCCAUGUACGACGUCGAGCAACUUCCUCGAUUUGAUGGCGGGCAGGAUUGGGAGACUUGA
Molecule: messenger RNA, 2955 nt
Organism: Exophiala dermatitidis NIH/UT8656
Lineage: Eukaryota; Fungi; Ascomycota; Eurotiomycetes; Chaetothyriales; Herpotrichiellaceae
Exons: 1
Coding region: 1-2955 (984 amino acids)
Biological process (GO): maturation of SSU-rRNA from tricistronic rRNA transcript (SSU-rRNA, 5.8S rRNA, LSU-rRNA)
Cellular component (GO): t-UTP complex; 90S preribosome; small-subunit processome
Molecular function (GO): RNA binding; protein binding
Source: RefSeq, a predicted model, not a curated record